Molecule: messenger RNA, 2024 nt
Organism: Pseudopodoces humilis (Tibetan ground-tit)
Lineage: Eukaryota; Metazoa; Chordata; Aves; Passeriformes; Paridae
Source: RefSeq, a predicted model, not a curated record
GCACCGGCAGGAGAACCGGCAGCACCGCGAGGCUCCGCUCCAUGCGGCGCUGAGCCCCGCCGAGCCCCGCGGAGCCAUGGCCAUGGUGGCCGGCGCUUGGGGCGAACCGAACGGCGGCGGAGCCGGUGGCACCGGGGCCGGCGGCGGCGGAGGAGCGGAGGAGGCGGCGUCCCCCGGUGGCGGCGGCAGCGACGCGGAGCACGGCGAGGAGGAGCGGCCCGGGGCCGGCGCGGACUGCGUGGUGUGCGGGGAUAAAUCCAGCGGGAAGCACUACGGGGUGUUCACCUGCGAGGGCUGCAAGAGCUUCUUCAAACGCAGCAUCCGCAGGAACCUCAGCUACACCUGCAGAUCCAACCGGGAUUGCCAGAUCGACCAACACCACCGGAACCAGUGCCAGUACUGCCGCCUCAAGAAGUGCUUCCGAGUGGGAAUGAGGAAGGAAGACGCCUGCGGGCUGUCGGACGCGGCGCACGUGGAGACGCUGCAGGAGAAGGCGCAGGUGGCCCUGACGGAAUACGUGCGCUCCCAGUACCCCUCGCAGCCCCAGCGCUUCGGCCGCCUCCUGCUGCGGCUCCCGGCGCUCCGCGCCGUUCCCGCCUCCCUCAUCUCCCAGCUCUUCUUCAUGCGCCUCGUUGGGAAGACGCCCAUCGAGACGCUGAUCCGGGACAUGCUGCUGUCCGGCAGCACCUUCAACUGGCCCUACGGGGCCGGACAAUAGGGAUGGACGCUCCGCAGCGGGAACGCCGGAUUUGGGAUCGGCCGCUCCCCGCGGGAAUGGGGGCGCGGCCGAUGGGGUGGGGCGCGGAGAGCGGAGGGGUUGGCGCCGAAGGUUUUUGGGGUGGCGGCGUUGUCCCAGGAUUUUGGGAUUCUGAAAGGUUUUGGAGGCGUGGGGUUGUCCCAAAAGGUUUUGGGGUCCUGGCAUUGUCACCAAGAGUUUUGGGGUCGUGACAUUGUCCCAAAAGGUUUUGGAGGCGUGGGGUUGUCCCAAAAGGUUUUGGGUUCCUGGCAUUGUCACCAAGAGUUUUGGGGUCACGGCGUUGUCCCAAAAGGUUUUGGGAUUCCGAGAGGUUUUGGAGUCGUGGCAUUGUCCUAAAAAGUGUUGGGGUUCCAAAAGGUUUUGGGGUCCUGGUGUUGUCCCAAAAGGUUUUGGGAUUCCAAGAAGUUUUGGAGUCACGGGGUUGUCCCAAAAAGUUUUGGGAUUCCAAAAGGUUUUGGGGUCCUGGCAUUGUCACCAAGAAUUUUGGGGUCGUGACAUUGUCCCAGAAGGUUUUGGAGCCGUGGGGUUGUCCCAAAAGGUUUUGGGAUUCCAGGAAGUUUUGGAGCCCAAGUUUUGGGGUCCCAGCAUUGUCCCAAAAGGUUUUGGGAUUCCAAGAGGUUUUGGGGUCUUGGCAUUGUCCCAAAAGGUUUUGGGAUUCCGAAAGGUUUUGGAGCCAUGGUGUUGUCCCAAAAAGUUUUGGGAUUCCAAGAGGUUUUUGGAGUCGUGGCAUUGUCCUAAAAAGUGUUGGGGUUCCAAAAAGUUUUGGGGUCCUGGCAUUGUCCCAAAAAGUUUUGGGAUCCCAAAAGGUUUUGGGGUCCUGGCAUUGUCCCAAAAGGUUUUGGGAUUCCAAGAAGUUUUGGAGUCGUGGCAUUGUCACCAAGAGUUUUGGGGUCGUGACGUUGUCCCAAAAGGUUUUGGGGUCCUGGUGUUCUCCCAAAAAAGUUUUGGGAUUCCAAAAGGUUUUGGGGUCGUGGCAUUGUCCCAAAAAUUUCUGGGAUCCCAAAAAGUGUUGGGGUCUUGGUGUUGUCCCCAAAAGAAGUCCCAAUGUUGUCCCAAAAAGUUUUGGGGUCGUGGUGUUGUCCCCAAGGAUGGAGGGGACACAGAGAGGGGGACAGAGCCACCCCCCCACACCGGGAUUUCGGGAUUUGGGAUUUGAGGAUUUUGGGAUUUCAGGAUUUUGGGAUUCCAGGACGACUCCCGGCCGACGGAAUCCUCGCUCCGCCAUAUAAACUCAUUAAUUAACGCCAAUUAAAGACAUUUCCUACAA